AAGGCGCUCCGGGAGGUCUUCGAUAGCAUCGACGUCGACGGCGGCGGCACGCUGGACCUCGAGGAGUUCACGCAGGCCUACCGGAAGCUGCUCUUCGACGACCUGACGGACCGCCAGAUCGCGCUCGUCUUCCGGGACACGGACGUCGACGGCUCCGGCGAGGUCGACUUCGAGGAGUUCGUGGAAGCGAUG
Aureococcus anophagefferens is the source of this 192-nucleotide messenger RNA. RefSeq lists its product as hypothetical. The record is from RefSeq and is a predicted model, not a curated record. The annotation marks the transcript as partial. Lineage: Eukaryota; Pelagophyceae; Pelagomonadales; Pelagomonadaceae. Gene Ontology annotation, molecular function: calcium ion binding. The transcript has a single exon.